This is a messenger RNA of Papaver somniferum (opium poppy), 642 nucleotides long. Its product is annotated as AP2-like ethylene-responsive transcription factor AIL1. Bases 114 to 509 code for a protein of 131 amino acids. Gene Ontology annotation, biological process: regulation of DNA-templated transcription. Lineage: Eukaryota; Viridiplantae; Streptophyta; Magnoliopsida; Ranunculales; Papaveraceae. Gene Ontology annotation, molecular function: DNA binding; DNA-binding transcription factor activity. The record is from RefSeq and is a predicted model, not a curated record. The transcript is spliced from 3 exons.
UAGGAAGAGACGCGUCUGUUCAAUUUUGAAUGGAAACUUCUAGGUUUUACAAAAUAAAAUCAGGUCGAUCACCGUAUAACUCUGCGUAGCGGCAAACCUUGAAAAUAUCCAACAUGGAGAACAUGAAGAAAGAGGAAUAUCUUGCCACUUUAAAAAGGAACAGUAUUGGGUUUUCAAGGGGUGUAUCAAUGUACAAAGGAGUGAGAAGGGCUGGUGAAAGAUGGCAAGCUGUAAUGAAGAGUGUCGCAAACAAGCGCCCACAUCUUGGAACUUUCGGUACGGAAAAGGAAGCAGCCGACGCAUAUGACAUUGCUGCAAUAAAAUCCAAAGGUGUAAGUGCAGUUACCAAUUUUCCUAUUGGUAACUAUGAUGUUGAACAUAUAUGUUCAAGUUCGACGCUAAUUGGUGGUGGUAUUGGAAAACGUCCAUCGCCUCAGAAGUCUUCGUCGUCUGUUGCUGCCAUCGUAAAUGAGUCAGUCGGAGUUCCUAAUCUGGCUUUCUGCCUUUAACACAUGUGUAUUUGCUACUAUAAUGUGGUCUAAUAACAGUGCUGCUUCUGUGAUGAUAUAGUCCCAACGAAAUAGACUAUUUCCGGAUGGGAUUGGCUUAAUCUUAUAACAGUCUUUUUCUUUUUGGUAUCAA